UUAGUUUAUUUUUAUAUAAAUGGUAGUGUCCUUGAAAACAACAAGUUUAUGACAAUGUUCUAUAUGACAAAGACGUAUACAGGCAAGGCUGGAACAGGCCGUGUACCUUUAAGAUACAUACAUUGACCUAAAAUCAAACAACGUCGGGGAUCAGAAGUCAGUCUUUUUGCAACAGCAGGCCAUUCAACUCAAAAUGGAGAAAGCAGAGCAUUGGAGUAAUGACGAGGAGAUUAAAAUUUUCCAGGAGUAUUUACGUAUUCCCACCGUUCAUCCGGAUAUCGACUAUAGUGAGGAUUGCUUUUACACGGCCUGGAUUUGUUUACAUUCAAAUUCGGUUUGCAGCUGCGUGCGUCGAGUUUCUAAAGCGGCAGGCUGACAAACUGAACCUGCCGGUGGAUGUGAUCCAUCCCGUGCUGCCAUCCAAACCGGUGGUGAUUAUGAAGUGGCUGGGCAAGAGACCCGAGCUGCCAUCGAUUUUAUUGAACUCGCACAUGGACGUGGUUCCCGUGUUUGCCGAGAACUGGACCCAUGACCCCUUUGGCGCCAGCAUGGACGCCGAGGGCCGGAUUUAUGCACGUGGCACGCAGGACAUGAAGUCCGUGGGAUGUCAGUAUCUGGCUGCCACUCGUGCCCUGAAGUCCAGUGGCUAUCAGCCCAAGAGGACUGUGUAUCUGACGUAUGUGCCCGACGAGGAAACUGGCGGCGACAUGGGCAUGGCCGAAUUCGUGAAAGGCGAUUACUUCAGGGCCAUGAAUGUGGGUUUCGCCCUGGACGAGGGCAUCGCCAGUGAAGAUGAGUCCUAUCCUGUCUUCUAUGCAGAGCGCACAUUGUGGCAUCUCCGUUUAAAAUUCACUGGCACUUCCGGGCAUGGAUCGCUGCUGCACAAAAACACGGCUGGCGAGAAGUUCCAGUAUGUGAUGGAUAAGCUAAUGAAGUUCCGGAAAACACAGGUUCAGCAUCUGGCAGAGAACUCCUCCUUGGACAUCGGUGAUGUGACCACUCUGAAUUUGACUCAACUUACAGGGGGAUUGCAAAGCAAUGUGGUUCCUCCUGUGCUAGAAGCAGUCUUUGAUAUUCGCAUUGCCAUCUCCCAGGACGUGGAUCGGCUGGAGAAGCAGAUUCGCAACUGGGGUGAGGAGGCUGGAGGAGGGCUUGAACUGGAUUUCAUCCUAAGGUGUCCGUUUGUGGAGACAAAGGUUGACGAUUCCAAUCCCUACUGGCUGGCCUUCAAAAAGGGCCUGGAUGAACUCGGCCUGAAAACCCAUACUCGAGUUUUCACCGGCGCCACCGAUAGCUUCUACGUCCGGCAGAUGGGCAUUCCCGCUCUGGGGUUUUCCCCCAUCAACAAUACUCCUGUGCUGCUGCACAAUCACGAUGAGUAUUUGCGGGCCGACACCUAUCUGCACGGCAUUCAAGUGUACAGGAAACUUAUCCCGGCGGUUGCUGAUUCAUAGACUGUUCAACUGAAACACUGCUCUGAUGAUUCAAAAAUGGAAAUCAAUAUGUUUUUAUUGGUCUUAUCUUUUAUGAGUAAUGUAUUAGUAUCGAUGAGUGUAGGGCCAAAAUUAAAUGUAUAAAUGUUCUGAUUACUUCAAAACAUAUCUGGUUAAAUACAAACGAAAUGCGAGCACUAAAAGCAAAUAUUUCCGUGUAGCUUACUUCUUUUUGGACUUU
Drosophila gunungcola (fruit fly) is the source of this 1674-nucleotide messenger RNA. Its product is annotated as aminoacylase-1-like. Gene Ontology annotation, biological process: amino acid metabolic process. The transcript is spliced from 4 exons. The record is from RefSeq and is a predicted model, not a curated record. Gene Ontology annotation, cellular component: cytoplasm. Lineage: Eukaryota; Metazoa; Arthropoda; Insecta; Diptera; Drosophilidae. Gene Ontology annotation, molecular function: aminoacylase activity. Bases 219 to 1454 code for a protein of 411 amino acids.